Molecule: messenger RNA, 2581 nt
Organism: Mauremys reevesii (Reeves's turtle)
Lineage: Eukaryota; Metazoa; Chordata; Testudines; Geoemydidae
Gene: NCOA4
Product: nuclear receptor coactivator 4
Exons: 10
Coding region: 223-2031 (602 amino acids)
Biological process (GO): intracellular iron ion homeostasis; response to hormone
Molecular function (GO): transcription coactivator activity
Source: RefSeq, a predicted model, not a curated record
GCCACGUGGGGCUCGAGGGCUGGGCUUAGGAAGUAAGCUGCGCUGUCAGAUUCCAAAACCUACUCAGUGCUCACAGCUGAUAAAUUUGCGGGGGCCACACAAGGCUGCGACAACCUGGGCUUGUCGCACGGGAAGACAAGGCGAACAGUAAACAGGAGGACAAGCAGGCUUGGCUUUCAGACUGCAGGGGUGUGACAUAAACUCAACGGAACACUGUCAAGAAUGAUCCCACCGCAGGAUAGGAGUGGAAGCUCCUGCAGUAAGGAGUCCCUUGUAAAGUGCCUUCAAGCUAAGAAAGACUUGGAGACAGCUAUUGCUGGAGUUGUCAAGGCUGAACAACAAAUUGAAGUCAACUGGAGAGAGGUCAAAGCUCAGAUUCACAGCUGCAUAAGUCGUCAUAUGGAAUGUCUGCGCAGUCGUGAAGUUUGGCUGCUUGAACAGGUAGAUCUCAUUCAGCAGCUCAAAGAGGAGACCUUGCAACAGCAAACAUACCAACUCUACUGGUUGCUGGGACAGUUCAAUUGUCUUAUCCAUCAACUGGAACACCCCCAUACUAAUGACCUAGUCAAUCAGAUUUCUGUGUGCCUGGAGAGACUAGGCAGUCUGACCCUCAAACCAGAAGAGUCUUCCAACCUGAACUUUGAGGCUGAUACAUCUUUCCUUCGCCAGGCCAUCAUGUCGUUUGGCUCAAUUAAAACAAUGCAAACUCCUGAGACAGAAAAUGCCUCCCCUUGGAUGUCAGUGCAGAACUGCACGCUGGCCCAACAUGAACAGAAGAAACUAUUGUCUGGGACUUUGGGUUCCCCACUCAGUGAUUGGCUACUUGGAAGCAAGUCUGCUAGCAUUUGCCAGGCUCCAUAUGCUCCCAGCAUCAACCCUGAGGACUGGCUUAUGAAAAAGCACAUGCCAGAGACCAGCCAGGAUUUAAAUUCUUCCAAAGUCUGUUAUUUGGAGGAAGCCUGGGGAAAUCUGAAAGAUUUGGAAAACUGGCUCCUGCAGAAUCAGCAAAGAGAAGAAACUUCUGAAAAAACAGAUUCCCAUAAGCACAAGAGCUCUUAUUCCACCAGUGGCUCCUUCAUUUCCACUGAAAAGAUGGAUCAAUUGGAGUUCCUUGAGCAAGAAGAGAUGGACAUUUCUGACUGGCUGCUUACUCCUUCAGGCCCAGAAAAUGGAAGUAGUGCCUCAGAAGAGAAAUGGAAAUGUGUGUUUAAACCUUUUAGGGAGGAAUAUAACAUAAAUGAUUGGCUUCCCAAAGCUGACUCCUGCACUAACUGUCAUGGCAGUCAGGCCAAGAGUGUAGAGAUAGAAAACCUUGGAAAUCUUAAGUGCCUGAAUGAGCAUCAUGAUGUGAAGAAAUCACCCACGGUAUCUACCAACGUCUGGCUUGUACAGCACCCCAAGACUCCAUUUAAAGUGGAAGAUGUGUGCAAAGCUAAUGAGCCAUGCACUAACUUUUCAGAGUGUGUGUGUGAUGACAGCUGUGAAAAGGAAGUUCUGUGUAAGUGGCUCCUGAAGAAAGAGGGGAAGGAUAAAAAUGGCAUGCCAGUAAGCCAGAUACCAGUGGUGAACCCUGAGUCUGAGAAGCCUAAAUCUGCUGUCAACAUUUGGCUUCAUCCCUCCAGGCAGCUCCCAGAGGAGUCAGCUACUACCACAGUGAAAUUGGAUAGCUCAGUGAAGGUUGUAGAGCCUCUAAAAGCAUUGCUUGAGAGUCCAUUGACAACCUGGCUAGCCAAAUCAGUGCACAAAGCAGCAAGCACAGAAGAAAAGGCAAACGGGGAGAAAGCAGAAGUUAGCUUCAAGAGUCCCUUUCUAGACCUCCUGGCCCCAUUCCACCUUCCUCUGAAUGUCAACAGUUGGACGUUGUCUUCAAAGAAUAUAGAAAAUGUCAACCAGCCUCCAUUGGAAGAUAAAUGGCUGCUACGCAAGAAGGCACAAGACUAUGGCCUACCUACAGUUUGUGAUCUUUUUGCCUGUAUGAAACUGAACGGAGAUAGAGAAAAGUGGCUGUACCAGACUCCUUUACAGAAGUGAAGAACCUGAAGCAUUAGAACCACGUCACCUUCCUGCUGAUUGCCACACAUACAUAUACUAUGUCAUUGCAGUCUGCUGAAUAAUUGCUUGUGUCUAACUAGUCUGCUUUAGCUAAAAGACAAACUAUACUUAUAGGUAACUGAGUUAUGGUGCAGAAAAUGCCUUUGUGUUAUAAAUGACUCCUGAGUGCAGGCCUGCUGAAUAUAAGCACACUGACAUAAUAGGCAUUUGUAAGAGCAUAUCUUUCAUGGGCCCAUGUGAAGCUUCUUUUAUGGGUUAUCACUUGAAGCAUGUUGAAGCUCAGAGCAAUUGUAAAAUGAAAUGUCUUUGCUGUGAAAUCUGCAUCUCUGGUGCUUGGAAUGUACUAUAUAGUGUUGCAGUUUCCUUGCCCAAAAGGUUGCCUUUCAUAUUCUGGAACUUUAUCUUGAGAAGGAUUCAUCUUUUUCAGAUAGCUUAUUCCUUAGUUGGAAGCAAUUGUUUGUUAACCUUUGAAGGAUGGCAGUUGUUGCUUGCAUCCUGUGUACAACUCAGCCCAACGCUGUUAAAUGUA